AUGGCCUCUAAAUUCAGACAGCCGCAGUGGCUAAAGAGCAACGGGUUUGCGCCACACUUCGACUCACACGAAAAGGCGGUCACGGCCUACAACGCGCUAGUUGAGCUCAAGUACAUGCGUCAAGUGUCAAAACGGAAGGAGGCAGAGGCUUUGAGGAAAAGAAACCAGUUCCAGCAAAUUUGGUACUUCGGCCAGUACCGUCCGACCUGGGCUCAGGAGUCCGUGAGCGAUCUCACCACCGUGCUAGACGAAUUAAGACUAUCCUCGAAAAUUUACUGGGACUCUCUAUGGCGUAAAGGAGACGACAAGUACUGGAAAGAUUUGCAAGUGGAGCACGACGAGCUGGACAAGGUAAGUCCAAGAGAGAAAUUCGUUGCGCUGAGCGAAGUCGAGCAAAAAUGGAAAGAAGAACAGCAAGCUGCUGAGGCCGAACAACAGCCACAACCUGCCGUGUAA
Messenger RNA from Ogataea angusta, 456 nucleotides. RefSeq lists its product as uncharacterized. Gene Ontology annotation, cellular component: mitochondrial large ribosomal subunit; nucleus. Lineage: Eukaryota; Fungi; Ascomycota; Pichiomycetes; Pichiales; Pichiaceae. The record is from RefSeq and is a predicted model, not a curated record. Bases 1 to 456 code for a protein of 151 amino acids. Gene Ontology annotation, biological process: DNA recombination; positive regulation of mitochondrial DNA replication. Gene Ontology annotation, molecular function: DNA strand exchange activity; structural constituent of ribosome; single-stranded DNA binding. The transcript has 2 exons.